CUCCUCGUGGCUGGUUAUUGUUUCUGAAGCGACAGGCGCAGCCUCUGUGCCAUGCAGCUGCUGAACAGUGUGACCUUCUGUGCCUGCCCUUCACCCACCCUGGCUGUGACUCAGUUCUGUUUUAUUUGAACACGACGCUUAGGCCCAACAGUUACCAAAAUGUUCUUGCUUUCAUUUGUGCUGUUGAAGAGAUCAACAGGAAUCCCCACCUUUUACCCAACAUAUCUCUGGGAUAUGAAUCCCAUAAUUCCCUGCACAACCAUGGAAAUACACUGCAGAAUGUCCUCAUCUUGCACACGGGACAGGAUGAGAUCCCUAACUACAGCUGCGGAAGAGAGAGCAAGUCUGUAGCCUUACUGACAGGAACAUCAUUGGCAACAUCUGCUCAAACCGGACCAUUGCUGGAGCUCUACAAGUUUCCUCAGCUGACCUAUGGCUCUUUUGAUCCUAUCCUGAGUGACAAUGGCCAGUUUCCCUCUCUCUAUCAAAUGGCUCCAAAGGACACAUCUCUGGCCCGUGGCAUGGUCUCCUUGAUGCUUCACUUCAGCUGGACCUGGGUGGGACUGGUCAUCACAGAAGGUCCGAAAGGACUUCAGUUCCUCUCAGAGGUCAGAGCAGAGAUGGCGGGGAACGGAGUCUGUGUGGCAUUCGUGAAAAUUAUCUCAAAUGAUGCCAUAACAUAUGUCUUACAUUCACCACAACUUGACUUCCUGGCUGGAGAAUCACCUGCAGUAAGUGUGGUUAUCAUUUACUGUGAUAGUGAGAGUCUAAAUGAUAUAAACCAUAAGAUAGAACUACAUGCAUUGUCAUGGAGAGUCUGGGUCACCAACUCACAAUGGCAUGCGGACUUCACAGGGAAAAACUUCAUCCUUGACUCGUUGCAUGGGACUCUCAUUUUUGCCAAUCACCAUGAGGAGAUCUCUGGCUUUACACGUUUUAUCCAGACGGUGAACCCCUCCAAGUACCCAGAAGACACGUUCCUCCAUCAGUAUUGGUACUGGAAUUUCAACUGCUUGAUAUCCGAUUCUGACUGUGCCCUGAAGGACUGUGCCCCGAAUGCCUCUUUGGCACGGUUGCCAGCAGGUCGUUUUGACACAGCCCUGAGCGAUGCGAGUUAUAAUAUAUACAAUGCAGUGUAUGCGGUGGCCCACGCCCUCCACGCGAUGCUUCUACACCAAGUGCAGAUGCAGCCAAUCGGAAAUGCGGAAAGGAGGACGUUCCAUCCCUGGCAGCUGCACCGCUUCCUGAAGAGCAUCCAGUUUAACAGUCCCGUUGGAGAACAAGUGGAUGUAGGCAAGAACAUAAAACUGGAUGCAGAGUAUGACAUUCUCAACUUUUGGAAUUUCCCAGAAGGCCUCAGGCUGAAGGUGAAAGUGGGGGAGUUUUCUCCGCGUGUUCCCCAAGGGCGACAGCUGUCUCUGUCUGAGGAGCUGAUACAGUGGGCCACAGGAAACGCAGAGAGUCCACCCUCAGUAUGCAGUGAGAGUUGUCUUCCUGGAUUUAGGAAAAGCCCUCAGGAGGGAAAGGCUGUCUGCUGUUUUGACUGCACCCCUUGCUCGGAGAAUGAGAUCGCCAAUGACACAGAUAUGGAGCAGUGUGUGAAGUGUCUGGAUCAUCAGUAUGCCAGCUCUCAGAGAGAUCACUGCAUUCAAAAGACUGUGACAUUUCUGGCUUAUGAAGACCCCUUGGGGAAAGCUCUGGCUGGCUUGGCUGUGAGUUUCACCAUCCUCACAGCUGCUGUUCUUGGGCUCUUUGUGAAGCACCAAGACACUCCCAUUGUCAAGGCCAACAACAGGACUCUCAGCUACACCCUGCUCAUCUCCCUCACCUUCUGUUUCCUCUGCUCCUUGCUCUUCAUUGGCCGGCCCAACACAGCCACCUGCAUCCUCAGGCAGACCACAUUUGGAGUUGUGUUCACUGUGGCCGUUUCCACCGUCCUGGCCAAAACGAUCACUGUGGUGCUGGCCUUUAAGGUCACUGCUCCAGGCAGGAGGAUGAGGCAGUGGCUGAUAACAGGGGCACCAAACUACAUUAUCCCCAUUUGCUUCACGAUCCAACUGAUUCUCUGUGUAGUCUGGAUGGGAACCAAUCCACCCUUUAUUGAGACAGAUGCACACUCAGAACAUGGCCACAUCAUUAUCAUGUGCAACAAGGGCUCCCUCACUGCCUUCUACUGUGUCCUGGGAUACCUGGGCUCCCUGGCCCUGCUGAGCUUCACCGUGGCUUUCCUGGCCAGGAACCUGCCCGACACCUUCAAUGAAGCCAAGUUCCUGACCUUCAGCAUGCUGGUGUUCUGCAGUGUGUGGGUCACCUUCCUCCCCGUGUACCACAGCACCAAGGGGAAGGUCGCGGUGGCCAUGGAGGUCUUCUCCAUCUUGGCCUCCAGUGCAGGGCUGUUUAGUUGCAUCUUUUUUCCUAAGUGCUACAUUAUUUUGUUAAAGUCAGAGAUAAAUUCUCUGACUGGAUUCAGAGAUAAAACACAUUCUGGGAGAAAGAAGCCAUCUUAAGAUAUAAAAAUAUGUAUUUCUCCUAAAACACAGAGGGUCUGAGGCCAUUCACAUCAUUUUGUGGUCAGAUAUUAUGGUAUAGUAUUUAUU
Messenger RNA from Fukomys damarensis (Damara mole-rat), 2597 nucleotides. RefSeq names its product vomeronasal type-2 receptor 116. Gene Ontology annotation, biological process: G protein-coupled receptor signaling pathway. The transcript has 6 exons. Gene Ontology annotation, molecular function: G protein-coupled receptor activity. NCBI's taxonomy places the organism in Eukaryota, Metazoa, Chordata, Mammalia, Rodentia, Bathyergidae. Gene Ontology annotation, cellular component: membrane. Bases 489 to 2507 code for a protein of 672 amino acids. The record is from RefSeq and is a predicted model, not a curated record.